AUGGUAGUGGCAGUGGUGGCGUCUAAGGAAACGAAGAAAAGCAGCAGCUGGAACCCGCCUUUGGACACGAGUCCACUGGAUCUGUGUCAGCACAAUAAAAUGCUGCUUCCUGCAAAACUGUCUCAGUGUCCUGUAACUCAGCUUGAGAUUCCUGCAACAUUAAUUGGGGGCUCAUCUGGGAUUGUGGAGAGGAUGAGUUAUCACCUCCCUUGUCACCAGGGUGCAUCUCCUGGACAGCUGGGAGGAGAUCCACUAGGCGCCAAUGGACAGCUUGAUCCAGAAAAGGGACUCAUCCUCCAGAAAAUUUCCAAAAAUCCAUCUUUACUUGGAACUGCAAAUUCUCUGCAGCCCUCUCUUCCUGUGGUGAGUAAUGCCUUUUCCCCAACAGAAAGCAUAUGCAACUUCUCCAGAGUCUCCAAUCCAGCCAUCACUUCAGCAUGGCUACUGCCAUCAGCUUCUGACACCUCUUUAGAGCCACUUAUGAGUAGUGCCUACCUUUACCAACAUUCUAGCACAACCAUGUUGUCUGUGGUUACUGGUAAGAACCAGAUCUGUACUUCAGUUGCCUUUUAUCCAGGUGGUUUUGACUGGAAUAUCACAGGAAGCACAGAAAAGAAGUCAUCCUCAUUUGGGGAUGUCACUGUGAUGCUCAUUGACCAGAACACAGCAAUUUCUUCCAUGACUGUGACAACCCAAUAUGACAAAACUCCCAAAGCCAAGAUGGUGGUUCCUCUGUAUCCAUCAUUAUCUGCCAACUUUGUUCAAGGUACCCCUUCUCAGAUUCCAAAUCAAAGACAUCACCUGUCACAUCCCUACCAGGAAGAAAGCCAUGUCUAUUACUAUAAUCAGAACACAUCAGGGUCUUUGUUUCUUGGGGAACUUGGCCCCUGCCUACAACUCUAUGACAAUGAUACCUACACAGAGAGUAGGGCCUCUGCCCCUCAACCAGAAAUGGUGAUGGUGCUACAGGAGAUUCAGCCUAUGAAUGCACAAACACCAGUUUCUACCUCUGGAACCUACUAGUCAGUGGCUGCCCAACCCAUCACAGAAAUGAGCUUUCAAGUAAUGGAAACUUCCAUGGGAAUAGAUUCACUACUAUGGCAACCUCCAAGCCAGACAUUUUAUCUCCAACCAACUCCAGAAUUCCUCAAGUCCUGCAGUAGCAUGAAUGCUCAGAAACAUGAGAGUAACCCACCACUUGAGCUUGGAGAUAUUUCAGUGAAAAGCUCUGCCAAUACUUUGGCCAUUAUUCCAGCUCCAAACCGGGAACAAAAGCACUCAAACAGCACAGCCUCAAAAGCUGCAUCCAGCAGGGCCAGCAAAACUAAAGUCCAGAAGGAGGAAAAGAUCAAAAAGCCCAGAGAAAGCAUCUCCAACAAAGUUGAAGAGAGAAACAGACAGGGAACAAGUGAAGGCAGAGAAGACAACCAUUCCUAA
Castor canadensis (American beaver) is the source of this 1437-nucleotide messenger RNA. The record is from RefSeq and is a predicted model, not a curated record. Lineage: Eukaryota; Metazoa; Chordata; Mammalia; Rodentia; Castoridae.